Drosophila mojavensis is the source of this 750-nucleotide messenger RNA. RefSeq names its product keratin-associated protein 6-2. The coding region runs from base 117 to 632 and encodes 171 amino acids. NCBI's taxonomy places the organism in Eukaryota, Metazoa, Arthropoda, Insecta, Diptera, Drosophilidae. The transcript has a single exon. The record is from RefSeq and is a predicted model, not a curated record.
GUCAUCGGUGUCCAGGCUCUAGUCGCAGGGUAUAAAUAGAAGCCCGCUGCCCAGAUUUAUAGCCAGAACGCAAAAGAUCCGCACGGAACCAGAACCACAACGAGAAUUCAAACAAUAUGCGAGCUCCAAUCAUAGUGUUCCUCGCCUUGCUGCUGGGCAAUUGCCUGGACUUGGGCAACGGUUUGCUCUUCAAGAAGCUGAAAGCACUCAAAGGUCUGAAGAGUGGUUACAGCUCUGGCAAUGGUGGUUAUGGCUACAAUUCGAACGUGGGAUAUGGAGGAUAUGGUGGAUAUGGUGUAUAUAAAGGAUAUGGCGGAUAUAAUGGCUAUGGCAACAGCUAUAGCAGCGGCUACGGCGGUGGCUACGGCGCAGGCUAUAGCAGCGGUUAUGGCAGCGGCUACGGCGGUGGCUACGGCGGUGGCUAUGGCGGUGGCUAUGGCAGCGGCUAUGGCAAAGGCUACGGCUAUGCCAGUGGCUAUGGAUAUGCGCAGCAGUCCUACAGGCCAAAAAAUCGGCAACGUACCGGACGCACCUACUCACAGAUAGCCAGAGUCCUAAGGCCAGACCCGUAUCUAGGGCUAGGCGCGGGCCGCUAUCUACCGCGCGCUCCUUACUCACAUUUGUGGGGCUGACUAAUUUAAUACGAAAUUUGUGUAAAGCUCAAAAAUAAACCUGUGAAAGUUACAUAUGAUAUAAUAAACUUUAAGUACACCACAAGUUGUUACGUGCUUCUAUGUGAGACAAUUUUAA